Molecule: messenger RNA, 636 nt
Organism: Arctia plantaginis
Lineage: Eukaryota; Metazoa; Arthropoda; Insecta; Lepidoptera; Erebidae
Source: the annotation of a GenBank genome assembly
AUGCCGAAGAAAUUCGCUGGCGAAAACAGCAAGGCUGUUGCUGCAAGGCAACGAAAAGAGGAUGCGAAACAGGAAAAGGAAAUUAAGUUAAAGAAAAUGGUGGAAGAUGCGGAGUGGGAUGACAAUGAUGAAAAAUUAAAAAAGAAACAGCAGAAGAAGGAGGCAGAAGAAAAGAAGCGUCAAGAACAAUUACAAAAGAAAGCAGAAGCUAAAGCUCUUCUAGAGAAAGAGAUGCAGUCUAUUAAAGCUAAUACAAAGGCAGCUCCUCCACCCCCCAAGAUUACUAGGGCACAGAUAGAAAAAAUAAAGGAGAAAUCUAUUAAAGUUGAAGCUCCUAAGCCAGUGCCUACUAGAGUUGUUGUAGAAGAUCCUCCAUUGGAAGAGAAUCUCAACAGACUAACACUUGAUGGAGAAGUUGCACAGUCCGUGGAUGAAGCCAUCUCUAUUCUCAGUGAAAAGUCAGAUAUGGACAGGCACCCUGAAAAACGACUAAAGGCUGCAUACACAGCCUUUGAAGAGGUGAAUCUACCAAUCUUAAAGGCUGAGAACCCGACUCUGCGGCUUUCACAACUCAAGCAGAUGCUAAGAAAAGAAUGGGUGAAAUCACCACAAAACCCACUAAACCAGAAGUCUUAA